Molecule: messenger RNA, 1461 nt
Organism: Schistocerca americana (American grasshopper)
Lineage: Eukaryota; Metazoa; Arthropoda; Insecta; Orthoptera; Acrididae
Product: nascent polypeptide-associated complex subunit alpha, muscle-specific form-like
Exons: 2
Coding region: 1-1461 (486 amino acids)
Source: RefSeq, a predicted model, not a curated record
AUGCCGUGCGAGCAGGACCACGCUACUCAGGCGCAGGGUGUGGCGGACCGCUGCCCGGCGGGACUGGCCCGGGCGACCGAGCCAGCCCCGUCGGCGGCCCCGUCCGGCCCCCCACGUACGACGACGCAGCUACCGACGAUGGACUACGCAACGGCACAACCAAGGGGCAUUAGCCCGCUCACGCCAGAGCAGGUGUACCUCGUUGUACACCGUUUAUCACGGGGCAAUGUUUACCCUGAAUACGCUGCUGACGAACGAGCACUCCGCUUGUUCCAACAGCACCUGAGGUCACUCGGUUGCGUGGUAUACGAAGAGGCGAGAGUACCGUCGGGAGCCCUGCCAGGCGUGCCGAAUGAAGACGGCAUUGUUCUGCCAGUGGCGGCCCCGAUGAGUGUUGCACCACCAGGCCCAGUUACAGAAGAAACUGGAGCCCUGCUGACUGCCACUCCGGUCUCUUCCAGUGAAGAGACCACAUAUACACCGAUUGCUGUACCGCCAGGCGUGACGACAGAAGACGUCACCGUCCUGCCACGUGACAGCAUGAUCCCAGAGGCUAACCUGGGCGACCUGAUCGAGGGGACAGACAUGGACACAUCGCAGCCCUCUAGAAAGAGGCCUGCAGCGUCGGAGGAGGACGAGUCCUCCGCAAUCUCUGAUUCUGAUUUCAGGCGGAGUCAGAGGAAGAAGAUGCCGGAGGCUCCUGCCCCCUCCGAGGCAGAAAAGGGGACUGACGACGGCUUCGUUGUCCCGAAGCGGCGGCACACUGCUCGGGCCAAGCGGCUCGAGACUGUGCAGCCGCUGCCGACGGCGAACGCAUUCGUCGACGUACCCGACGAACAGGAGGCCAUGGAUGCUGCUGAGGCACCCAAGAGGCGGGCACCCGCUCCGCCACCGAUAACUGUAUCGUGGACGGACACGUACCAGUCCUUCCUCGAGAAGUUCCAGGCGGUGACGUCCUCCGCCAAGAUCAAAUGUGCUGGUCGGGACUUAUACAGAGUCUGGCCGGCAGCUGGCCCGUCUGCAGGACAAAGCGCCGUUGCCCCGCCCACAGCGCUGCCGCGCAGGCAGGUAGUCCCGGCCGCUGCACCCCUGCAGCGCCAGGCUCCCCUCCCUGCAGCGACCCAGCGCGCCGCGGGCCAAUCAGCGCGAGCCUUCCCGGCCCCGCCGGCACGCGCAGCGGACCAACCACCGGCAGCCGCGCCUGACCUUGCGAGCCCGAAGGACUUCCCGGAGCCAAGAUGGCGGCGUCCCACGGCGCCCCGCCAUACUGUCGGCGCCCGACAAGAUGGCGGACAAAUGGAGACCAACGCGCGCCAUGUUGUCGGCGGCAACGCUGCCAAUGAAGCCCGCGUGGAACGGAUGCUCAGCUGCAUGGAAACAAUGAUGCAGCAGAUGACUGAGCUCCUGGCCGUGGUGCAGAAAGUUGCAUCCGCCAUCCAUCCAUGCAGCCAUCAUGCCUGA